AGUUCCGUUUCGAUGUAGAAGAAAUAAGCAACUUUAAGCUUUCCCAUGAAUUAUCAAGUUUCUGUUGAUAAUCAUUCAGAAACUUCAGUCAAUUAAUAAAUAUUUUCAAUGGAAGAUACAGCUAGUACAACCACUUCCAUUGACGAUAAAACAGAUGAUUGUGCUGAUUCUCCAACAAGAGAUGCCUUAGCAGAAGGGUUAAUGGAACUUUUAAGACCGUCUGUCGAACAAUUAGACGACCAUGUUAGAUUGACUCUAUUAAGUCAAAAAGAUUUGAGGCAUCAAAUUGAAAGUUUAUCAGAUGAACUGAGGCAAAUUUCAGAAACGUACAGUUCAAUGUUUGACCUUGAUGUUUAUGUAAAAAAACUGAUGAAUGCAAAACGACGUGUCAUGCUUGUCAAUAACAUUCUCCAAAAUGCACAGGAACGUUUGAAUCGUUUACAUCAAAGCAUUGCACGUGAGACUCAAAGGAGAAAAGCUUUACUGGAGAACAACCCCACAGCAAUUCAACCGUCUGCUUAAAGCACUUGAUACGCAAAAGUCGAAGCAAUUUUUUUGAAUGAUAGUAAAUAUGCUUUCUUCUUCAAUCAGACAUAUUGAUGCCAAUAUUUUAUAAUUUUAGAAUAGAAAUUUGGUUCUAAAACUGCAGAAACUUUUAUUAUAAGUUUAAAUAUAAUUUUGCUUGAGACAGUUUUCUUUUUUUUUUAACAUUAGUAAAUAAACAUAAUUUUGUUAGCAACAGUGUUUAAUAUUUUAUAUUAAGGAUUGUGCAUCCAUUUAUUGAAGAGUACUGGAGAAAAAAUAUUUUGGCUUUGCGAGGAUGGAAUGAAUUUAGUUUUUAUAACAAUUAAUAAAACCUUAUUCCUUACUGUAAUAAAAAAUAUUAGUUCAGUAGUUCAAUAUUUUUGAAAUAGAAAACGCUUGAUAGUUUAAAAUAAAAAAACACUUUAAGUUCCAAACGCUUAAUAUUAAGUAUAACAGUUUUUAAACUAUCUUUUAAAAAAAACUGAAAAAAUUUUAUUGUACAUAAAUUACCUGUAUCUUUUGUUUUUAAAUAUGUCUUUGAGUUUUUUUUUUUUUGCUAAAAUCAAGUCUUAAUUUAAAGAAAACUUCUAUUAAAAAGGUAGAAGUCUUCUAUUAAUGUAGAAAGAUAUAUAUUAACUAAUUUUUUACUGAAAAGAAGGGACGCUGAUUGAUGAAAAUUCCAAGACUUCAGGUUGUACACCCCUUAAUUAUAUUAAAAUAUAAAAAUUUGAAAAUAACAUGUUAUAUGCUAUUCAUAAUUUUCAACGUUUCCUAAGCUUGUAAUAUCAUUAAAUUUAAAUUUGCAUGCUAGGUAAUUCAUUUUAAAAAAUCAUUGACGUUCAAUUAUCUUUAUUGUUCUGUUAUUUAUAUUUGUAGUGAAAAUUAUCUUACAAACUAACCUCAUAUUGCCAAUUUUUUUUCAUUAAUGCUUCUGGUGUUUUCUCGUUAAUUGUGACUUUUAUUAUUGUUUUUCCAUUAUAUAGAUAUGUUUUUUCAGUAAUAUAUUUUAUAUUUUUAAAAUGUUUACUUGUAAAACAUAUCAGUCAAUGUAAUAAAUCACUUGGUAAAUAAAUGUUUACAAAUCAGAAAUCUUAAAUUUAAAAAUGAUUAUUCAGACUUUGUUUUAUGUAUGCUGUGCAUUUAAUGUAUGUCAGCUGUAAAGUAUUUUACAGUCAUCAGGUGUUGAGAUGUUUGCUUUGUUACUUUGUUUAAAAUUUAUUCACAAACAAGAUUAUUGUUUAUUAUUCGGUUUGAGUAAUAUAUUAAAAAGUUUAUUGGAAUUUAAUUACUGUGAUGAUCGUAAUCAUAUAUUUAUUGAAGUUAGAUAUAUUUCUGCUGUUAUAGUAAUAGUACAUAUGUUAUGCAAAAUUCCUUUUUUUAUGAAUGGAAAAAAAUUUAUGUGAACAUUUCUGUAAAAUUGAAACAAAAUUGGUUUAUUUUUUCUAAAUAUCUUAGUACAAAUAACUUCAAUUCUUUUGCAAAUUUCUAUUUUACGAUGCAAUUUUUGUAUCUGCUAUAUUUCUAUAUAGAAUUAAUUAUAUCUAUUUUGUAUAUAUUCAAAAAGGUUUCUAUGCUAGUUUAUAUUAGUUAUUUGAGCUUGUAAACACUUGAGAAUAGAUAGUUUAUAGUUAUAGCAGAAGAUAACUUUUGGAUAAUAUUCACAAUUACUUCUCUAAUUAUUUUUAUCAGUGGUUUCAAAUAAAUCUUUCUUUUAUCAAAUAAAAUUUUAUAUUAUUAAUUUUAUAUCUGAUAUAAUUUUUAUUCUAAAUCAGCAUAAUAUAUAUGCUCAUUUUUAGUAAAAAUAAAGCAAUAAAUUAAAAUGCAAUAAUUAAAUUCAAUGAAUUUUUUUUCUAAUCAAGUUAUUUUAUUUAUUUUAGAAAAAAAAAGUUGUUAACAUAGAUGCUGCUAUAUAUCAAAAUCUCCAGCAUCACACUCUUAUGUUUCUAGGCUGAACUGACAUUCCUUAUUGAUCAUAGCUUCUAUUGUAUUGUUACUAACUCAAUUUAUUUGGCAGAUGUAUGGUUUUUUGUAAAUUUUAUUUGGUAGAUAUGUUUUUGUAAAUAUAUAGUGAUUAAUUUACCUUCAAGUAUUAAAUUUGUAACUCUUUAAUUAAAAUGAAUUAUUCAUUACCUAGUUUAGACAAAUAAAGUACCAAAAAGUUCAA
Molecule: messenger RNA, 2689 nt
Organism: Parasteatoda tepidariorum (common house spider)
Lineage: Eukaryota; Metazoa; Arthropoda; Arachnida; Araneae; Theridiidae
Source: RefSeq, a predicted model, not a curated record